ACAAAGCAAGAAGAAGCCUUCUGCAUGCUGUGUUUGGACUGCACUGGCAAUCUACUUAAUGACGCUAACUCUAGGCCUGGGACUAUUGGCGAUAAAAGUGUUUAACAUGCAGGAGGAAAUACGCAAAAUCCAAAGAGAAGACGACUCUCAUUUACCAGAGGAACUGGUCAUCCCCUUCUACAAUGAAACUCUUCCAGAGAGAAGCUUUUACAGAAGGAACACCAAAGAUGAAGAAACAUUGAUCGAAAGCUUAGAAGAGGAAAUCGACACCAUUAGGGUCAGCAACCACAAUUUAUUGAUGAGGAUGAACAAUAUCACACUGGCUGCAGGGCAACUUGGAAUCAAAGGAGAACCUGGUCCUCCAGGAGGAAAAGGUGAGAAGGGAGACAUGGGUCCCCGAGGACCAGCUGGAAGCAAAGGAGAACCGGGGUCAAAGGGUAUUGGAUUUCCUGGGGAGAAAGGAGAGAAGGGGAUACCUGGAGGAGUAGGAGCUCCAGGUGCCAAGGGAGACAAGGGAGAAGCAGGUUUUAGAGGACUACCGGGUGAAGAUGGAAGUGAAGGGGACAGGGGCCUUGCUGGUCCAAAAGGUGAACCAGGAAUGAAAGGGGAUAGGGGGCCUACAGGUCUUCAAGGAAGUAAAGGUGAAGUGGGUAAGAAGGGAGAGAUGGGCCCCAAAGGAUCAAUUGGUGUUCCUGGAAACAAGGGAGAUGCAGGUAGAGUGGGUGCACCAGGGCUUCCAGGACAGAAAGGAGAGGCAGGCAUUCCAGGACCAAAGGGAGAACAGGGAAAUUCAGGGUUUAGAGGCCAACAUGGUGAAAGUAGUAGGCAUUUUGGCAUUCAAGGUCCAAAAGGUGAACCAGGAAUGAAAGGAUCCAAAGGAGACAUGGGACCUAGAGGACUUCCAGGGAACAAAGGUGACAGGGGUGAACCAGCGGAACGCUACUCCAACCCCAACAUAAGGCUCGUUGGAACAGCUAAGGAGGGCCGUGUCGAAAUUAUGUACAAAGGAAAGUGGGGAACAAUAUGUGAUGAUAAAUGGGACAAAAAAGAUGGAACCGUGGUCUGCAAAAUGCUGGGAUAUAGUCAUGCACUUCGCACCAUAAAAGUAUCUCCAGGUUCUAAUCCAAUUUGGCUUGAUGACGUGGAGUGCAGUGGAACAGAAGCCUCCAUUUUUGACUGUGAAAAAAGCGACUGGGGGGAGCAUAACUGCAGCCACAUGGAAGAUGCUGGUGUGGAAUGUGCCUAAGACGGUGUAGAAAUGGGCACGGAUACACUGCUGUCUGGCACAAGAUGUCUUAAUUCCAUAAGUUCCAAUAGCCUGUGCUGCUGUUGUCCAUGACUGGGACUUGCUUCUUUGUUUCUGUGUUUGUAAAACUGUUGGUUUCUUUACCUAUUUUAAAAAUAUGCAUUAAUGAGGCAAGUCAUUUUUCCUUAAAUCUUUAAUAACCAGUAAGGCCAAAAGUAAACCAGGAAAUCCAGUUGCUACAAAACAAUGAAAUACCCAAGUCAUUCAAACACGCGUAAAUCUUUGGGUAACCUGGCCGGUCUGGUAUCCAGCAAUCAUGUAUUCUACACAGAGUGGAAGGAUAGUGGAAGUUAAAGCAUAAACGUAAGAGACUAUGCCCUGCACUCUUCCUAGCUCUUCCCUGGACCUCCUUCAUGACCAUGGCCAAAUCACUAAGGCCCAGAUCCUUAAAGUGAGGAGUUAGGCACAUGAAAAUCUUUGAGGAUCUGGGCCUUAACCUCUCUGUUUCUCGGUUUCACAGUCUCCCAAUCUAUUAAAUGGAGGUAAUGAUACUGACCUCUCAGGAGUAUUCUGAAGACUGAUUCAUAUUCAAAAGUCCUUUUAGAUCCUCAGACAUAAGGCUCUAUGGAAGUAUAGAAAUAUAUACCAAUAUAAAGCAGGAGCAUGCAUUAGCCACAGUAAUAUUCUGACAGGAAGUCAGCUUGCAGAGUUAACUGUCCUAUAUGUAGAUACAUAAUGGCUUCCAUCCUUUACUGUCUGUUAUACAGAACCAUGUCUGAUGCAUUGAUUUUUAUUUGUACUGAGCACUUCUUUCUUCUUAAGGAUCCACAACACACCCCUGCACCAUACAUUUACAUAUUGUAAUGUGGUGGAUGAACAGUAGCCCAUACAGAGCUGUGUACAAUAUAUCUUGCU
Chrysemys picta bellii (western painted turtle) is the source of this 2161-nucleotide messenger RNA. RefSeq names its product macrophage receptor with collagenous structure (gene MARCO). The record is from RefSeq and is a predicted model, not a curated record. Gene Ontology annotation, cellular component: membrane. NCBI's taxonomy places the organism in Eukaryota, Metazoa, Chordata, Testudines, Emydidae.